AUGGCAACACCGCACCACCUGUACCCGGCAGAAAGGGCCAGGGAAGGUAUCUAUGUUCGCUCUCCCCUCACGGACGCUGAGGAGGCAAUGCAGUUUUUACCCGGCAGUCGCUUCCUGAGCUCGACGGAAUUCAAACGGGUCUACCUCGGCGGUGGCAUAGACAAUGAAUCAUCUACAGCUGCGGCUGAGCGUUGGUCAAGCUCGUCCCCUAAUGGCACUUUUUCGAAGACUGCACAGCCAUGCUCCCUUUUGGAGAGCUACGUUUCACGGGGCGCGCGUGCUGGUUCACUUCCCCAUGCCAUCCAUGCUCCAUGCAGACAAGCCACCACCGCUGUUGCACGUUUCCAUCGCAAAGACAAUGACCGACGGACAGCGCGUCAACUCCGGUGCCUGUACGGUGGCGUGGAUGGCCGUAUACGUGUAUCCGACACGUUUGAAAUUCACACACCCUCGCCUCCACGAUCAUCGGCGCUAAGACCCACUGUGGAUGAACAAGGGCCAUGCAGACCGAAAAGGCUAACAAGCAAAGCACCGCCCGCUGUCGCUCCAUCUGCCCUGUGCUCGGCGCAUACGCCGCUGCCCCACCAGCUGCGCUCGCGCGUGUGUUCUGCUCGCUGUGCCAUGUCGUCACCGAUGAGGACAACGUCAGGCGCGGAGCAACUUCAUCGCGGUCAGCUGCGCACAGAGGAUGCCUGGCUUGCAGUGACGCGUGAGCUGACCGAUAAGAAGAGGGAGGCGCAGAACCUUCAACAGCAGCUGCAACGAGCGCAUGUCCUGCUCCGUUCUCUGCACGGCGUCACAGCCAACAUGCUCGACGAAGACGCUGACGCGUCCGGCGUUGCUGACCCAGCAACCGCAAUGACCGCAGGCCGCAAGUCGACGGGUGAUGGCGUGCCGGGAGUUGCCACCUCUGUAGAACAGCUCCGUCCGAGGGAGUACUGGCAGCGCCGUGCGUACUUCUUAUUGAAGCAGAAUGAGGAGCUACGGGCGGAGUCAGAACGGUUUCGCCGCAGCUCUCACCGCACCAAAGUGCACGCUUUACUACAAGAGCUGAAGUCGGUGCGCGGAGAGCUUAGUCGAUAUCGGACACAGGCGAGUGCUGUGGCUACGUCACUGGCGUCUGCCAAUGAGGUGGAGCCUGAUGCCGGUGGCUCAGGAAUUGACCUAGGCAUCCCUCAGCAUGACAAUGGAAAGAUGAUAAACGACCCUGUCACAUUACGCCUAAUACCAUGUAGUAGUGCGGUGUCGUCGUUUCUGGUACCUUCCAUCGAUGAUGGGGUUCUCCGUCAGAAGGACGACGCCAUUCGUAACUUGCAAGAGCGUCUUCAGCUGUUGACACAGCAGUACGAGAAGACUGACGUGGAACUCAUCACAACAAAGCGACGACUGGAGGAUAUGAUGCAUCACUACAGCGCCAUGCAGGCGGAGUGGAGGGCUCUGGCGCAGCUCCCGCAGGAACUCGCUCGUGCUCAGCAGCAGUUGGCUACCACUCAGACCCGCCUCCUCGACUGCGACCGAGAGCUGGUGGCGUUUCACCAACUGCUCGACACGCAAGCGUCACCCACCACGCUGCGCGCAUUAAUUGACGAGCGUGACCAUCUCGUCGAGCUGCUUCGACAGCGUCAGCAAAGCGAGGCAGCCUUGCGCAACGAGAUGAACGUGGUACAGCAGCAGAUGGUUCAAUCUGUGGAGCAAAAGUAUCAGAGGCUGUCUGCAGAGCAACACGCCAUGUCACGCGAUCGCGAGGCGCAACACGAGGAGACGAUACUGAGGCUUCGGAAGGAAGUGGCCACCCUUGAGCACCUGCUGGGGGUGCAGAGAGAGGCAUUCGAUGCACAGCAAGCAGAGCAUGCGGGAGAGCUUGAGGAGGAGCUGGCGCAGCGGUUGCUCGAGUUAGUGCGGCGACCCGAGGCUGGAGCAGGGGGUAACGACCUCUUCGCGCCCCGUUCACUGAAUAUAACCGCGUUACCGCAGCCAACAUCGCACGACGGACAGCCACCCACGGCUGCUGAAUCCUGUCUUCCGUUGGGCGAGGCGUCACUAGCGCGGACACCGGCAGCUACCCCGGCGUUACUACGCCAUCCAGGCACCGAACAUGCGAAGAUGGACCCUUUGCUACGGACAGCCAGUUCCCUGGAGGGUGUAGCGUCGUCCUACAGUGCGGGAGUCGUCGCGAGUCCGACAGCUGCGCAAGAUGACACUCCCACUCACGCCGACAGAGACGCGGGGGACUCCACACUGUCCUCCAUGUCGGAGACGAUAGACAGCAGUGCCAGCAAUAACUCCCUUACGAGCGAUUGCAACGACGAGGUAACGUCACUUUCCUCCGCGCCGACGCACCCAUCGCGUAGCCACACCGGCGACUCGGCGGAUUCCACGUCGAGUGAGUAUCUGAGCGACAUAUUAGCGCUCCAGCAGCUGGCUAGCGACGACGACGACGUUGUUACUGCAACCGACGAAAUGAGUGUCACAUCGGCCUCCUCGAGCGCCGAGGAAGCCUACAGCGACAGCGAAGAUGAAGGCAGAGACGAGAAAAUGGCAGAGAAGCCUAGCACGCCCGAUUCAGACUCUUCCAUCGCCUCCUCUGCAGAUUCUUCCCCCCACCCCACUUUGGGUGCCGAGGGCGCAGCUAAGCAGCAGCGGUCCGCCACCAGCACAACGAACACUUCCUCCGCCCACGCCCAGGAUUACGUCAUUGACCUCCCCGCGCAACAGGUCGACAUGGUAUCCCCAGUUUCCAUUUUCAUUAACCGCACCUCCUCGACCGGUCCUUUGUUCUCCUCCGAUUUGCGAGUCGUGGUGCACUCGCCUCCCAUGAGCUUGCAACCGACCGAGUCGGUUACAGACUUCACUACGACACAGCAGACGCUCCCCAGCACCAGCGAAACCAAGAACGGAAGCAAUAGCUCGAGCAGCGGCUCAUUCUCACCCUCUUCCUCCCUGUCCUCGUUGGGCUCGCCGCCCUCUGACGUCAGCAAUGACGCAGCAAGCCCAUCCGUAGACCUCCACGCACGUGAGCCCCACGGCGUCCCGGUGAGGCAAAUGGAAGAGGGCCGUGUAGAAACGCCCAGCAGCAGCCUUAUCUCUGGAGCGCCGGUACUGGUCGAGUCUAUUAUGCAGUCAACGCUGCCUCUCCCCGAUCCCGAUGCGACGGCGCCGUCCACGGUGGCGCUGCCCGGAAAUGAGCGCAGAUCUCCUCUGUCACUCUUGCGCUCCCCUGGCGCCAACGCACCGACGAUCCUCCUCAAGCACGGUGUGCCGAUCCCGCCCCCUGCUGCCCUCACACCAGUUGUUGCCUCCAACCUAUACCCGCCACGCCACGCCACUUCGUUUCUGCUGACGGGCAUUGCUAACGAUGACCACUUCAACGGCAGUGGAGCCGAAGUGAGCCGCGGUGGGAUGGUUUCCCGUAUAAACAGCAACAUUCACAACACAAGCUUCGAUCUCGCCCACCAGUACUCUGGCAACGCCUCCUUUGACUUUGUGGGGCCGCUUGCGGAGCGUCACCGCUUGGAAGACAUGCAGAGCACUUUGGUAUCCUCUCGACAAUCAUCGAGCACCACUGUGACUGUUGGUGGCGACGUCGGUAGUGCGGCGUCCGCCAUUCCGAGCGAGGCGCUUGGGAGCAUCAGCCGCGGCGGGGGUGCUCUUAUGGGCGCUGGGGCGGCUGGUGUGCGCAAGACUCCAUCCCCUUCGUUCCGCACUGAUGCGUUGCAAACGAGCAAAUCCGUGUUCUUCACGGGGGAUGAGGACCACGACGAAAGGGCCACUGGUGCAGCACCGACCGCAGGUAUUGCAAAUGCCGAGCGGCGAGGCGAGGAGAGGGCAUCAGAUCUAGGCAGCGGUAGCAGCUUUACGGGGAUAUCCUACCAGGGCGGUGUCGACGACAUGGCAUCCAGCAUCUCUGCCGAGCGUGUCGCUGCUGAGACGCGUGAGCGAGAAGUGUCACUUGCACGUGAGCUUCCCUACGCUGGUCCCAUCGGUAGCGCUUGUGGCAUGGCAUCAAGUGAAGAUGUGUCAGUGGCGAAGGCUCCAGUACCCAGUGAGACUAUGCAAGUUGAUCUUGCAGCUGGUGUUGAUCGGGAUGCCUUCUCCCCCACCGCGGCAACUGCGUUGUCUCGCGCAAACUUUGCCAACCUCAGCCCAAUCUCGAAGUCACUCCCGCAGGAAGAGCACACGCCAUUGUCUUUUAACCCUGAGGGCAGGGGCGAAGCAAAGUUGGAGGCGGGGGACGCUGAGUCCGCCACCCCGCCGAGCGACCAAAGCCCCACGGUACCGCCCACAGAGGCACUGACAACACAACCUGGUGUAACCGACGUUGAGCUACCCGCGCUGCCCGCUGCCGCGGCGAUCACGAUGGCGACUCCGGCGUCACCUUUUGUCCCUUUUCCGCCACAAGUGGCGAUACCAGCGUCUCCGCGAGCAGCGCGACCUUCACCAUCACCGCCAAAGUUUUUCCCGCUCCCUCCUCGAGUGGCGGUGCCUUUGCCACCUUCCACGUAG
Messenger RNA from Leishmania braziliensis MHOM/BR/75/M2904, 4503 nucleotides. Its product is annotated as putative flagellum transition zone component. The record is from RefSeq and is a predicted model, not a curated record. NCBI's taxonomy places the organism in Eukaryota, Euglenozoa, Kinetoplastea, Trypanosomatida, Trypanosomatidae. The transcript has a single exon. The coding region runs from base 1 to 4503 and encodes 1500 amino acids.